AUGGCAUCCACGCCUACUCCAAGUUCACAUGCAUCUGCCCCAGUCUCGGUUUCGGACGUCCCCGCCGUGUCCAGCAAACCCCCGCGGAUCCUUGCAUGCGUUCUCUGCCAACACCGGAAGAUCAAAUGUGACCGGAGCUUUCCCUGCGCCAACUGCCUCAAGGCGAACGUCAAGUGCACGCCGAGCACACCAGCCCCUGCCCGCAAGCGGAGGCGGCCUAACCAGGACCUUCAGGAGAGGUUAGCGAAGUGCGAAGAGCUCUUGAAGGAAUAUGCAGCAGAGAAGCCGCCAGAGAGAGCCACGACGCCCCGUUCUUCUAACCUGCCAACCCAAGAUGAGCCUUCGCCCGAGUGGCAGCCAACCGGAAAGCUCGUCAGCGAACAUGGGCGCAUGGCCUUCAUGAACAGUCCUCUACUGGCCACAGUCUAUGAAGAGCUUCGAGCCAUGAGGGAGAUCGUCGACACCCCUGACGAGGACUCCAAUUCAGAGACGGCAACCCCCGAUGUACAUGGGGCGUUGCUUCUCGGCGCCGACACUCCUUCGUCGAAGGAGGAGGUUCUCUGGCCGGACCCUAUCCAAGUCUUGCGCUUAUGGCAAGUUUUCUUAGACAGGGUGAACCCGCUGACCAAGAUCAUCCACGUUCCUUCGCUUUGGCCGCACGUUGCCGAGGCAGCCAACAACUCUUGCAACAUACCGAAGAACGUAGAGGCGCUCUUGUAUGCUAUAUUCUUGAUGGCCGUUGUCUCGCUUACGCCUGAUGAGUGCCGGGAGCAGCUUGGGCAAUCGAGAGAAGAAGCGCUCCAGAGGUACUCUCUAGGGGCUCAGCAGAGCCUCUACAGGAUGAAGUUCCUCAAGUGCCUUGAUCUUACAACGCUUCAGGCAUACGUUCUCUAUUUGAUGUCCCUCCACGGCCGCUACAACCGGCACGUCGUAUGGAUUCUAAACGGCGUUGCCCUUCGCAUCGGUCAAAAGAUGGGGUUACACCGUGACGGUGAAACGCUGGGUCUCUCCCCCUUUGAAUCUGAGAUGAGAAGAAGACUUUGGUGGCAGAUCCUCAUCAUGGAUACCAAGACGGCGGUAUUAUCUGGCCUCAGUCCGACCGUGCUCGCCCGAGACUGUCACACGAAGGCGCCUAGGAACGUCAACGACGGGGAUAUCUUCCCAGCAGCCACGGAGCCGUUCAAGGACCGAGAAGGACCUACCGAAAUGAUUUUCUGUCUCCUCAACUAUAGAGUUGCCAAGUUCAUUAUCGAAACCCCGGGCGUCGAAACCAUGGUAAUGGUCAUGGAGGGUGGCUCGGACGACCCCGACGGCGGCCCAACUGAGGAGCAGCUCUCGGGAUACCGACGGAGCUUUGAGAAGCUGGGGAAAGAACUACUGGAAAUCCUGGACAAAUACUGCGAUCCGAGAGCAGGGCCGGUGCACGAGAUGGCCAUACGAAUGCGGCAACACCUCCUUGACAUGAUCAACGAGAUACUCACGCCUGCCAGGUUGAGGCCAGAGUGGGGAAGUGAGAUGAAGACGGCGAAAGACAAUACGUUCAUGGUCGCCAUCAGGACCCUCGAGCACGAAGAGAAGCAUUACAUUUCGGCAAAGGACAAAGGAUUUGCCUGGUAUAUGCACAUACACUUCCAGCUGGAUGUAUUCCUAUACGUGGCAGGCCAGCUUUGCCACCGCACCGAAGGUAGCCUUGUGUCGCGUGCGUGGAGGCAGGUCGAAGUGGUGUAUACCUUCCACCCUGAACUAUUUGACGUCACAAACAAGAUGCACGCUGGGCUGGCCGUUUUCAUCCUCAAAGCAUGGAAAAGGAGAGAGGAGACCAUCUUUGUCCGCACCGGGCAGCUUCCGGAGAUGCCGUCCUAUGUAGGGAAGCUACGAAGCUGCAUGCCAAAUGACGACUACAAGACGGAGCCCACGCCGCCAAACCCGUACACGCCAUCGAGCCUCGCCGAAACCCUUACCAUCCCCCCGGAGAACCCGCUCGACCAGUUCCUGGAUUAUCUCGAUCCCUCUUCGCUCGGCUGGGAUAUGUUUGGCAGCACGCCUGCGAACACCGGUCAGGGGAUGCCGGUGUUUCCGUAUGGAAUGGAGCCUCCGAGCGGAUGGUAA
Molecule: messenger RNA, 2109 nt
Organism: Canariomyces notabilis
Lineage: Eukaryota; Fungi; Ascomycota; Sordariomycetes; Sordariales; Chaetomiaceae
Exons: 4
Coding region: 1-2109 (702 amino acids)
Biological process (GO): DNA-templated transcription; regulation of DNA-templated transcription
Molecular function (GO): DNA binding; DNA-binding transcription factor activity, RNA polymerase II-specific; zinc ion binding
Source: RefSeq, a predicted model, not a curated record